Tupaia belangeri chinensis (Chinese tree shrew) is the source of this 3587-nucleotide messenger RNA. RefSeq names its product ATPase 13A5 (gene ATP13A5). The transcript has 28 exons. Gene Ontology annotation, cellular component: late endosome membrane. Gene Ontology annotation, biological process: polyamine transmembrane transport; intracellular calcium ion homeostasis. Bases 12 to 3416 code for a protein of 1134 amino acids. Gene Ontology annotation, molecular function: P-type ion transporter activity; ATP binding; ATPase-coupled monoatomic cation transmembrane transporter activity. NCBI's taxonomy places the organism in Eukaryota, Metazoa, Chordata, Mammalia, Scandentia, Tupaiidae. The record is from RefSeq and is a predicted model, not a curated record.
UUCAAAGAUAUAUGUGUAAGAAGGUACUCUGCCUCUACUUAGCCACACUGAAGUUUCCCAUAAGCAAGAACCCAGAAGAACCCCUGGUGACUGACGGUCACUCUGUCAUAAACCAAGCUGUAAUGAAGCCAGAAUUAAAAUUGCGAUGCAUCCACGUGCAGAAAAUUAGGUAUGUUUGGAACACCGUGGAGAAGCAGUUUCAGAAAGUUGGAUUGCUAGAAGACAGCAACUCCUGCUACGACAUACAUCAUACGUUCGGACUGGGUCUGACCAGCGAAGAACAAGAGGUCAGAAGAUUAGUGUGUGGGCCCAAUGCCAUUGAGGUUGAAAUCCAACCCAUAUGGAAGCUGCUUGUUAAACAGGUUUUAAAUCCAUUCUACGUAUUCCAAGCCUUCACCCUAACUUUGUGGCUGUCUCAAGGCUAUAUAGAAUACUCUGUGGCCAUCAUCAUCUUGUCUCUUAUCUCCAUUGUUUUAAGCGUGUAUGAUUUGCGACAGCAAUCAGUUAAGCUGCACAACCUGGUGGAAGAACACAACAAAGUCCAGGUUACGACCAUCGUCAAAGACAAAGGUUUGCAGGAGAUGGAAUCCCGCCUCUUGGUUCCUGGCGACAUUCUUAUUCUUCCUGGAAAAAUGUCAUUGCCAUGUGAUGCUGUUCUGAUUGAUGGGAGCUGUGUGGUGAAUGAAGGCAUGCUCACAGGAGAAAGCAUACCUGUUACAAAGACACCAUUACCCACAAUGGAGAAUACUACACCUUGGAAAUCCCACAGCUUGGAGGAUUAUCGGAAACACGUCCUUUUCUGUGGAACAGAAGUUAUCCAGGUCAAGCCCUCUGGACAGGGGCCUGUAAGAGCGGUCGUUUUGCAGACAGGUUAUAAUACAGCCAAAGGUGACUUGGUGAGAUCCAUCCUAUACCCUCGACCUCUGAACUUCAAACUAUACAGUGAUGCCUUCAAGUUUAUGGUGUUCCUGGCCUGCCUUGGUGUUGUGGGUUUUUUCUAUGCCCUAGGAGUAUACAUGUACCAUGGAGUCCCUCCAAGAGACACCGUGUCCAUGUCCCUGCUCCUCCUCACGGUGACGGUUCCUCCCGUGCUGCCGGCUGCCCUGACCAUAGGCAUCGUGUAUGCCCAGAAGAGGCUGAAGAAAAAGCAAAUCUUCUGUAUCUCUCCACAGAGAAUCAAUAUGUGUGGCCAAAUCAACCUCGUGUGCUUUGACAAAACUGGCACUCUUACCGAAGAUGGGCUGGAUCUCUGGGGCACUGUCCCUACUGCUGACAACCGUUUCCAGGAAGUCCACAGCUUUGCCUCGGGUAAGGCUUUGCCAUGGAGCCCACUGUGCGCAGCCAUGGCCAGUUGCCAUUCCCUGAUCCUUCUCAAUGGGACCAUCCAGGGAGACCCUCUGGACCUCAAAAUGUUUGAGGGGACUGCUUGGAAAAUGGAAGAUCGCAAUGUAGACUCUUGCAAAUCUGGGAUGUCAGAUUCAAACAUAGUAAUAAAACCAGGACCAAAAGCCAGUCAGAGUCCCGUGGAAGCCAUCACCGUCUUGCGCCAGUUUCCCUUCUCCUCAAGUUUGCAGAGGAUGUCCGUGAUGGCCCACUUGACUGGGGAGGAUCAUGUUCAUGUCUACAUGAAAGGCGCCCCAGAGAUGGUGGCCCAGUUCUGCCGAACUGAAACAGUGCCCAAGAAUUUUUUACAGGAACUGAGGAAUUACACAGUGCAAGGCUUCCGUGUCAUUGCACUUGCCCACAAAGCCUUGACGAUGGGGAAGCUUACAGAAGUGGGACAUUUAACCAGGGAAAAAGUGGAGUCAGAGUUAACAUUUCUGGGACUUCUCAUUAUGGAGAAUCGCUUGAAACGGGAAACCAAACCAGUCUUGAAGGAACUGAAAGAAGCUCACAUCAGGACUGUGAUGAUUACAGGUGACAACCUUCAAACAGCUAUUACAGUUGCAAAGAAUUCUGAAAUGAUUCCUCAAAGCAGCCAAGUGAUCAUUGUUGAAGCCAAUGAACCAGAAGAGUUUGCUCCUGCUUCUGUGACCUGGCAGCUGGUAGAGAACCAAGAGCCUAGACGUGAGAAAAAUGAAAUCUGCAUUAACAUUGGAAACAGUUCAGCACUUGAUGGGGGAAGAGGAACCAAUUACCAUUUUGCGAUGAGUGGGAAAUCAUACCAAGUGAUAUUUCAGCAUUUCAACAGCUUGCUUCCAAAAAUUCUGGUGAAUGGAACCAUUUUUGCAAGAAUGUCUCCUGGGCAGAAAUCAAGCCUCAUUGAAGAAUUUCAGAAAUUAAACUAUUAUGUGGGCAUGUGUGGAGAUGGAGCUAAUGACUGUGGGGCUUUGAAAAUGGCUCAUGCAGGCAUCUCUCUGUCAGAGCAAGAAGCAUCUGUGGCAUCUCCGUUUACCUCAAAAGUAGCCAACAUUGAAUGUGUGCCUCAUCUUAUCAGGGAAGGCCGAGCUGCUCUGGUUUCAUCCUUUGGGGUGUUUAAGUACUUGACCAUGUAUGGCAUAAUCCAGUUUAUUGGUACAUCACUGCUCUAUUGGCAACUACAACUCUUUGGGAAUUACCAGUAUCUCAUGCAAGAUGUAGCCAUUACUCUGAUGGUCUGUCUAACAAUGAGUUCAACUCAGGCCUACCCCAAGCUGGCUCCGUACCGCCCGGCAGGGCAGCUCCUUUCCCCGCCUCUGCUGCUCUCAGUGUUCUUGAAUUCCUGCUUCACCUGCACUGUACAGAUCUGCGCAUUUCUCUCUGUGAAGCAGCAGCCCUGGUACUGUGAGGUCCACCGCUACACUGACUGCUAUCUGGUCAACCAAAGUCAUUUCUCAACAAACGUGAGUUUGGAAAGGACCUGGAAUGGAAACGCAACUUUGGUCCCUGGCUCAGUGCUGAGUUUUGAGACGACCACGCUGUGGCCCAUCACCACCAUCAACUGCAUCACAGCGGCAUUUAUCUUUUCUAAGGGCAAGCCAUUUCGAAAGCCCAUCUAUACAAACCAUAUGUUUUCAUUUCUUCUGCUAUCCGCCUUGGGCCUCACAAUUUUCAUUACAUUUUCUGAUUUUCAAGAUAUAUACCGUGGAAUGGAGUUCAUCCCAACCAUAACAUCAUGGAGAGUUUCAAUUUUGGUGGCAGCCCUCAUCCAAUUCUGUGUGGCCUUCUUUGUAGAGGAUGCCGUCCUUCAAAAUCGAGAGCUCUGGCUGUUGAUCAAGAAAGAAUUUGGAUUCUACUCUAAAAGUCAAUAUAGGAACUGGCAAAAAAAGCUGGCAGAAGAUCCAACCUGGCCUCCCACAAACAGGAUAGAUUAUUCGGGUGACAGUAAAAAUGGAGCCUACAUCAACGGAGGGUAUGAAAGCCUCGAACAGAUUCCAAAAGAGAAACUGGAAGUGGAAAGACAAACCACAGAACAGCAUUUUUGGACCAGACUGUGAUCAGAAUUGUUACUAGACGUGCCCAACAGCAUCCCCCUUUCCCCAAAGCUAAAACCUCGUGGGAUGAUGAUGAGUCUCUGGCUUCUCUCUGGCCAUCUGAACAACCAAAAGCAAGUUCCCCAGAAUACUGAGUCUGCAGCCAAGGACCUUAAACAUGCCUCGUUGACUGUA